AUGACUGGUGCGCACGGGAAGACCCCGUUGCAUGGCAAUGCACCCCUCACACAGUCACGGGAGACGGGCGAGGUGAACCCCGAGUCAAGACAGGCAGGAGCGCCAAUAACCAGUGGCGCAAAGGGGACGAGUUUUGCGAAAUCAUGGGCGCAUAUGGUAGCGGGCGGGAUUGGCGGCAUGACGGCUGCGACCCUGACGGCGCCACUAGACGUUCUCAAGACAAGGCUGCAGUCCGAUUUUUACCAGGCGCAGAUCAAAGCUUCACGGGCGUCGAUUAUCACACCAAUGAACCCUCUCCGAACGGUGGUAUUCCACUUCAAUGAGACCAUGUCCAUUCUAGGCUCUGUGUAUCGCCAGGAGGGGCCUCGCGCGCUUUUCAAGGGCCUCGGCCCCAACCUCAUCGGCGUGAUCCCAGCUCGUUCUAUCAACUUCUUCACCUAUGGAAACGGCAAGCGCAUUAUUGGUGAACACUUCAAUAACCCAGAUUCCCCUUGGGUGCACCUUGGCGCUGGCGCACUAGCUGGUGUCACCACUAGUACAGCAACAAACCCGAUCUGGAUGGUCAAGACUCGCCUGCAGCUUGAUAAGAACAUGGCUAUAGAGAGUGGCGGUGCCACCAAGCGAAGGUACAAGAACAGCUUGGACUGCAUCCGGCAGGUGCUGCGUGACGAGGGCAUUCACGGGAUGUACAAGGGCAUGAGCGCAAGCUACCUGGGCGUGGCCGAGUCGACCAUGCACUGGAUGCUGUACGAGCGCAUCAAGCAGUCCCUGGCCGCGAGAGAGGAACGUAUUGUUCUUAGCGGGAGGGCCAAGAACUGGUGGGACUACACAGUCGACUGGACCGGCAAGUUUGGUGCUGCGGGCUUCUCCAAGUUCAUUGCGGCCGUCAUUAGCUAUCCCCACGAGGUCGCUAGAACCCGCCUCCGCCAAGCGCCCCUCGCUGAUGGUCGGCCAAAAUACACGGGCCUGGUCCAGUGCUUCAAGCUUGUAUUCAAGGAGGAGGGCAUGCUCGGCCUCUACGGCGGGUUGACGCCUCACUUGCUGCGCACUGUCCCUAGUGCGGCCAUCAUGUUCGGCAUGUACGAGGGCAUCCUCCGCCUCCUGGAUACUCCGGCUUGA
Molecule: messenger RNA, 1119 nt
Organism: Dichotomopilus funicola
Lineage: Eukaryota; Fungi; Ascomycota; Sordariomycetes; Sordariales; Chaetomiaceae
Product: mitochondrial carrier domain-containing protein
Exons: 3
Coding region: 1-1119 (372 amino acids)
Biological process (GO): pyrimidine nucleotide import into mitochondrion
Cellular component (GO): mitochondrion
Molecular function (GO): pyrimidine nucleotide transmembrane transporter activity
Source: RefSeq, a predicted model, not a curated record